Messenger RNA from Closterium sp. Naga37s-1, 3414 nucleotides. The record is from the annotation of a GenBank genome assembly. Lineage: Eukaryota; Viridiplantae; Streptophyta; Zygnematophyceae; Desmidiales; Closteriaceae.
AUGCACCGGAUAGUAGGCUCACGGCACGGGCAGAAUGGAGGCGGGAGAGGCGGGUACCCGUGUGAGUGGGGUGGCAGUGCGGGUGCGGGUGGUGACGCGGAAUGGCUCGGCGGCCGCAGCAGCGACGAGGAGGCGAGCAGCGGCGGCGAGGAGGCGCGCUGCGGCGGCGAGGAGGCGCGCGACGAGGCGCAGCUGGGCGAGCUGCUCCCCGUGGCCGGCGCCGAGUGGCUCGCGGACGCGCCGCCGGCGGAAGUAGGUCAGGCGGAAACUGGUGAGGCGGAUACUAGGCAGGCGGAAAUGGGUCGGGCGGAAAGCAGGGAGGCGGAAACGGGGCAAGCGGAAACGGGGCAGGUGGAAACGGGGCAGGUGGAAACAGGGCAGGCGGAAACGAGGGGAGCGGAAACGAGGGGGACGGAAACGAGGGGAGCGGAGGUGGAGAGGGGAAGGGCGGAGGAGGCGCAAGGAGCGAGUGGAGCUGCUGACGCCCAUGGCGCGCCAUCGGCACUGGCGACGGCCUCGGCACUGGCGACGGCCUCGGCACUGGCGACGCCCUCGGCACUGGCGACGCCCUCGGCACUGGCGACGCCGCACCCUGCACGUGCUCCCGCUGGCGCCACCGCGGCACGCGAGGCGCGCAUAGCGCCCGCGCAAGUGGAGGCGACUGGCGGAGGGGCGGGGCUGUCGCUGCCUGUCCCCGGCGAGAGCGCGGUCGCUGCCGCGCGGGAAGGGGAAGAGGAACGGGGGCCAGGGGAAGGAGAAGGGGAAAGGAGGAAAGGGAAAGGGGAAGAGAAAAAAGUGGAAGGGGAAGGAGGAGGGGAAGUGAAGGGAGGGGAAAGGGAGAAGAUAGGCGGCUAUGAGGGGAGGCGGGGCGAGCAGCGCGUUGGUAGUGAGGGCGAGGCGGGACUCCGCGCGCGCCACCUGCUGGCGCUGCUGAAGGCGGCCGCUGCUGCUGGCGGGCGCUGCUCUCUGCCCGUGAGAGGCACUGGCGACGCGGGUGACAGCGGCAGCACGGGCGAGGGCGCAGGCGGAGAGGGCAGAGGUGGGGGCGAGCAGCAGCGGAUGGUGGCGGCGUUCCUGCGCGCGCGCGAGGCAGGCGCGGCCGUGGCGAGUGGGAGAGGGGGGCGAGGCGAGGAGUGGGCGCGCAGGAGGCAGAGGCGCGCAGGCAGGGGCGGGCGCGUGGGGAGGGGGCGCUGGCAGGGGAGGGGCGCGAGGCGAGAGCGGGAAGCAGGCAGGGGAGGGGAAGUGGAAGGGGGGAGUGGAGUGGUUGAAGGCGACGAGGAGGGGCGAGCAGGGGGAGAUGGCGACGUGCAUGGCAGUGCGAGGGGCAGCAGCGACAGGGAGGUGGAGCUGGAGGAGCUGUUGGCCGUGGCGGGGUGGGACCGCUGCGAGGACGCCCAGGGGCAGGGGGAGGGGCAGCAGCAGGAGGAGGCGCGCGGUGGUGCAGCGAGCAUGGUGGCGGUGCUGCCCCGGCUGGCCCGCGUGCAGCAUCGAGCUGAGUGGGCACCCGACUCGGUGAGUGGCGCGCUGUGCGAUUGCUGCCCGCUGCUUGCUGGUGUAGUUGACAUGCGGGUGGUGUGGAGAGGAGCGUGUGGAGAGGUGAUUGUGGCACAUGAGGUGAUUGUGGCACAUGAGGUGAUUGUGGCACAUGAGGUGAUUGUGGCACAUGAGGCAUGCGCCCUCCUUGCCACCACCUACAUCGCUCCCCAUGCCUCUGCGCCUGCUGGCGCGGCGACGGGGCAGGGAGAGCGUGCGGAUGCACUCGUGCUGCGUCGCCGGGACCGGCAGGCCAGCGAGUUGCGGCGCAGGAGCAGGCUGACCGCGGCAGCUGAGGCUGCAGAGGCGGCACGGAGGGCGGCGGGCGGUGCGGCGCACUCGCGUGAUGGAUUGAGAGAGAGACGGCUGCGGGAGCGAGAGGAGAGGCUGAGGAGGCGGGCGGGGGGACAGGGAGGGGAGAAGAAGGCGGCGCUUGAUGUGCGUGGCAGGGCGAAGGAUGCAGGUGGCAGGGCGAAGGAUGCAGGUGGCAGGGCGAAGGAUGCAGGUGGCAGGGCGAAGGAUGCAGGUGCGGAGGAGGGCGGCACUGGGGUGGCAGGCGAAGGCGGCAGGCAGGGUGUGACGCGUGCGGGCGCACUGCGUGGCGGGCACAUGCACUGGCGUGAGCGACAACGUGGACAGGGAGGGGCGGAGGGUGGUGAGGGUGUGAGGCGGACAAGAGGGAGAGGGAAUGGGAGUGUGCGGGUGAUUGAGGAAGUGGUGAGGGAAGAGGCUGGGGCGAGUGAGAGCGAGUCCGAUGGGCUGGAGGGGGAGAUAAAGGAGGAGGUGGAGGAGGAGGGAAGGAAGAGGUUGAGGCAGUGGGGGAGUGAGGGCGGUGGGGGGAGGACGAGACAGGAGCAGAAGGGGCGAGGUGGUGUGAGGGGAAGAAGGGCAGAUGAGCGAGCAGGCAAGGCGAGCUGCAGGGAAGUGGAGAGCGUGACUGGGGCAGGGAGUGGUGGAGUGGAGAGGGUCAGCAGGAAGGGAACGCUAGGAGAUAAGGGUAGUGAGAAGGGACGGGUAAGAGAGGAGAGGGAAAGAGCGGGGAGAAGUGAGGAGGAGCGGGCGAGAGAUGGAGAUGUGAGGGGCAGGCCCGUUGACUCGGGGUCGCGUCCUCCCCGGCAGCCCGUGAGGGAUGUGGCGGGCAAGUUUGCUCCAUGCAGUGGGGUGGAGGAGAAGGGAGGGAGGAAGAAGAGAAGGAGAGGCGAAGGUGAGGAACGAGGUGCGGAUGUCCAAGGCGGAGUGGGAGUGCAGCGAGUAGAGGUGGAGGGGAGUGGUGGUGGUGAGGGGGGCGUGCAAGUGCAGGGCGCAGAGUGGGUAGAGAGGAGAGGCGCGGGAGUCCCUGUGACUCCCCAACAGGUGGAGGGGAAGCGACGCAGAGUGGUUGUGGCAGCAGCGGUAAGACCUCCAGCACAACCUGCACUCGCACCACCGGUAGUAGCAGCGAGAACAGAGCCUGCAGCAGCAGCACCAGCAGCACCAGCAGCAGCAGCAGCAGCAGCAGCAGCAGCGGCAGCAACACCACCACCAGCGGCAGCAGUGGCAGAGGGUGAGGCAGCAGCAGGGGUGGUGGCGGGAAGUGGUGGUGGCGGUGCAGAGGAGGCAGGGUCGUCGCUGCGGGACACGGUGCGGGGGGCGCUGCGCGCCAUGGGGCUGUACGAGGGCAAGCGGGCCAUCAAGGAGGAGCUCAGGCGCCAGCAGAGGGGCGUGGCAGCCACUGCCAUGCGCGCUGUGCAGGAGGGCAGGAGGGAGGAGGAGCGUGCCGUGCGGGCCAUGCGCGCCGUGGAGGCAGCGCAGGUGGUGCGGGUGGCGGCGGUGCAGGCGGAGUGUGACGCGCGCAUCAAUGCCUUCAUGCACCAGCUCUUCCGCGACAUGAGCUCUCUGUGA